Messenger RNA from Myotis brandtii (Brandt's bat), 458 nucleotides. RefSeq names its product eukaryotic translation initiation factor 4E-binding protein 2. Gene Ontology annotation, biological process: negative regulation of translational initiation. NCBI's taxonomy places the organism in Eukaryota, Metazoa, Chordata, Mammalia, Chiroptera, Vespertilionidae. The record is from RefSeq and is a predicted model, not a curated record. The coding region runs from base 12 to 374 and encodes 120 amino acids. Gene Ontology annotation, cellular component: cytoplasm. Gene Ontology annotation, molecular function: eukaryotic initiation factor 4E binding. The transcript has a single exon.
CGCCCAGAGCCAUGUCCUCGUCUGCUGGCAGCGGCCACCAGCCCAGCCAGAGCCCUGCCAUCCCCACCCGCACCUUGCCCAUCAGCGACGCUGCGCAGCUACCUCAUGACUAUUGCACCACGCCCGGGGGGACGCUCUUCUCCACCACACCGGGAGGAACCCGAAUCAUUUAUGAUCGAAAGUUUCUGCUGGAUCGUCGAAAUUCUCCCAUGGCUCAGACCCCACCCUGCCAUCUGCCCAAUAUCCCAGGAGUCACCAGCCCUGGCACCUUAAUCGAAGACUCCAAAGUAGAAGUAAACAAUUUGAACAACCUGAACAAUCAUGACAGAAAGCAUGCAGUUGGGGAUGAUGCUCAGUUUGAGAUGGACAUCUAACUGUCCUGCAAGGAUCAGAAGAAUAGCAGCAACGCUGAUACCUGUGUGUGUACCUGAUUCGGCCAAUAGGAUCAACAAUGAAAA